Labrus bergylta (ballan wrasse) is the source of this 1196-nucleotide messenger RNA. Its product is annotated as myeloid-associated differentiation marker-like protein 2. Lineage: Eukaryota; Metazoa; Chordata; Actinopteri; Labriformes; Labridae. The record is from RefSeq and is a predicted model, not a curated record. Gene Ontology annotation, cellular component: membrane.
ACCCUCAUGGAUUCUCAGGGUGGUCCAUACCUCAAUAAGAGGGCCCUCUGCUCACCUCUGGGUGCUGCCCGCCUCUGCCAGUUAGCUAUGGGCUGUGCUGUGAUUGCCAUGGUAACCCACAGUGCGGGGUACAGUGGCUCGCAGGGUGUGUUUUGUAUGGCGGCAUGGUGUUUCUGCUUUGCCAUGUCCGUUAUGGUGUUUUUCCUGGAUGCCACUCGUCUCUACAGCUGCCUGCCCGUGUCCUGGGACAACCUGACGGUCACAGGUGCUGCCUUUGCGGCACUCAUGUAUGUGACGGCCUCUGUGGUCUACCCUCUCUUCUUCGUCCGAUCUGAGUGCCCCUAUGCUGGAUGUGAUGUCCUACACUUCCGCAUCGCUGUGACCGUCUGCUCCAUCCUGGGCACUCUUGCCUACGGGGCGGAGGUUGCCUUAUGUCGAGCCAGGCCAGGCCAGACGGUUGUGGGAUACAUGGCCACCGUCUCUGGCCUCCUCAAAGUAGUUCAGGGUUUCGUGGCGUGCAUCAUCUUUGGAGCUCUAGCCAAUGGGAGCGAGUUUUACCGCUACGCCGGCACAGUCUACUGCGUGGUUGUCUAUGCUUUCUGUUUCGCCUUGACUGCACUGGUGAUCAUCAUGACCGUGUGUGGGCAGACCAAGGCUGUUCGCUGCAUGUCCUUUGAUCGCUUCGUGGUGGUGUGCACCCUGCUGCAGGUUCUGCUCUACCUGAGUGCAUCAGUAGUGUGGCCUGUUUUCUGCUUUGACACCAAAUAUGGCACGCCAUGGAGACCAUCAUCAUGCCCUCAGGGGAAAUGUCCAUGGGACAGCAAAAUUGUGGUGGCCGUGUUCUCUUUUGCCAACUUUGGACUGUAUGUGGCAGACCUGGUCUACUCCCAAAGGUUAAGAUUUGUAACAUCUCAUAUGCCCACGAUCUCUCGAGCAUAGAACCAUGAGGGAGCAUAUUCUCCCCAACUGGCUUUACAGGUUUAAGUUAUUUGCUUAAUCUUAGUUUUUAUAUUUACAUGAUGUUUAACGAUGGAUUAUAUUGAGGGGGAUAGAUAGGUUGAGUCACAGAUACAAGGCCCUGGACAUUCAUGUUGCUGCUCAUGGUUUUCUGCUGAGGCAUCCAGACUUCCCAAAUUCACUUUGGAAUGUGAACAAGGAAUUUCCCCUCUGCCACACCCCACUGAGGUGACACUUUA